This is a messenger RNA of Sapajus apella (tufted capuchin), 5352 nucleotides long. RefSeq names its product forkhead box protein D4-like 1. NCBI's taxonomy places the organism in Eukaryota, Metazoa, Chordata, Mammalia, Primates, Cebidae. Gene Ontology annotation, molecular function: RNA polymerase II cis-regulatory region sequence-specific DNA binding; DNA-binding transcription factor activity, RNA polymerase II-specific. Gene Ontology annotation, biological process: regulation of transcription by RNA polymerase II; cell differentiation; anatomical structure morphogenesis. The record is from RefSeq and is a predicted model, not a curated record.
UUGAUUCUUAAGGCAACACUAUGGAAUUGAUGGGAUAGGACAGUAAGAGUUCCUUUCUUCUUUUUUCUUGUUUAGAGUAAUGUGCCAUUAUGGAAUCUUUCCAAAGCAUUCAACUUUUUAUUGCUACAGCUCAUUGUUUUUACAUUGAUAUAUUUGGUAUAACAACUUUAUUUAGAUAUAAUCCACAUACCAUAAAAUUUAUCAUUUUUAAGGGGUACAAUUCAUGAUUUUUAGUAUAUCCACCAUUGAGUCUAUCUACUGUACACAACUAUGACCAGUGUCUAAUUCCAGAACAUUUUCACCACCUCAAAAAUAAACCCUGAAUCUCUUAGCAGUCACUUGCUGUUUUCCCCUGCCCUCAUCCCCACUCUACUUUCUGUCUCUAUAGAUUUGUCUAUUUAGACUCCCUUCACAUAGCACAAUGUUUUCAAGAUUGAUCCAUGUUGUGACGUGUCAGUACUUCACUGUUAUUGCUGAAAAAAUUUCAUUAUAUGUAUAUACCUCAUUUUGUUUAUCCAUUCAUCAUCAGAUGGACACUUUAGUUUCUUCUGGGCUGUUAGGUCCUUCCCCACCCAUGUUUAAUUUUUUAAAUUAAUAGAAUGUAUUUUUAGAACAGUUUUAGAUUUACAGAAAAAUUGAGCAGAUAGUACUGAGUUCCCAUCUAUUCCCCCCUACACACACUAACAAAAUAGUAGUAUGGGACAUUUAUGUUACAAUUAUUGAACUAAUAUUGACACAUUAUUAUGAAAGUCCACAGUUUAUUCAGAUAUCCUGAGUUUUUAACCUAAUAUCAUUUUUGUGUUCCAGAAUCUCAUUUAGGAUACCAUGUUACAUUUAAUAGUCAUGCAUCCUUAGACUCCUCUUGCCUGUGACAGUCUCUUAGAAUCUCCUUGUUUUGAUGAACUUGACAGUUUUGAGGAGUAUUGGUCAGGUGCACAAGAUGCUCCUGUGUUGGAAUUUGAUGUUUUCCUCAUGAUUAGGGGUUUUGGAAGAAAAAUCACAGAGAACCAUUUUCAUCACAUCAUACCAAGGGUAUAUGUUAUUACCAUGAUUUAUGACUAUUGAUGUUGACAUUGACGACCUGAUCACCUGGCCGAAGGGGUGUUUGUCAGGUUUCUCCACUGUAAAGUUACUUUUUCCCCCCUUCUAUGUCCUGCUUACGCUAAAGGAAUGGGGAGUUGCAGUCUACUUUUUUGGGAGUGGAGUGGCUACAUAAUUAGCUGAAAUUUUUCCUCAAGGGAGAGUUGUCUCUUUCCCCUUGUUUAUUGAUUCAAUCAUUUAUGUUUAUCAGUGUGGAUACAUGAAUACUUUAUAUUUUGGGUUACAUUUUAAUUCUAUGUUUUGUUUCUCAAAUUAUCCCAGCUUUGGCCAUGGGGAACUCUUUCAGUUUUCUCCUGUGUCCCCUUUGAAAUACCCCCAUCAAUGUGGGUUUUGUGUUUUGUUUUGUUUUUGAGUACCUCCUUAUUUUUCUCCUUUCAUUUUUAAAUAACUCCAAUCCCUAUAGAAGUUGGGGCUAGAAAAACUUAACAAUGCUCCCUAUCGCAGGUCAUCCAGUUCCUAUGCUGAUGGAGGAAAUGUGCCUCACCCGCAGAGGGCUGGGGAGGAGGCAUCUGGGAUUAUUGUGGUUGAAUAAGACACCUGUCCUGGCCCUCCUGGAGGUUAGUUUAGUAGGUCACACAAGUAGUCAUUGGUAACUUUGGGAUUCAAACAAAUCUGUUAGGCUCAGACCUGCCUGUUACUUGUCCUCCAAGCUGCAUAUAAACUGAGGAGCCUUAAAGGGUAAAAACUUCAGGAGCCAAGAAGACAAAAGUUUUAAAACAAGAUUUGCAAGAAAGCUGUUUUCCAGAUUUUAUUCUGAAGGCACUAGCUACUUUAAGCUAUUUUUUGUUAUAUUUUGCCCUUGUAGUUGGCUUCUGAUUUCUUACUGAACAUUCAUUGUCAUAAUUAUAGACACUAUGUGACAAUCAAUGGCAUAUUUUGUGCUGCAUUUUUAUUAAAUGGCACCCCGAAUUUUUCCCAAGUAGGUAGGUUUUAAAUUAUGAAUAUAUACUGUGACAUAGUAUCUUACUUAGUACAGUACUCUAAUAAGAUUCUUAUUUAUAUAACAAAUAUUAAGUUUUAUUCCUCUGUAGUGCUACUUUAGACUAUGAGCUAAUUUAAAUGAAGCCAAUCUAAAAAUCGUGUUACUUCUAAGGAUGUUGAGUAAGUUGAACAAUUCCGCUGCCAUAUCACCCCUCCCCAGUGCAGAUUGUGAACGAGAACCCACUGAUUUAAAGACAACACUGCAGCCCCUUCUUGCCUCAUUGAAGUUCCUAGUUUUAUCAUUACAGUAAAAGCACUUAAUGUUGGCACUUCUGACAGAAUGAAGGAAGAGCCAGAACCAGGCAGAGUAGUGUGAGCCUGUAAUCCCACCUACUCAGGAGAGUGAGGCAGGAGGAUCACUUGAGCCCAGGAAUUCAAAGCCAGUCUGGGCAACAUAGACCUUGUCUCUAAAAAUGAAAUGAUUAGGAAGGAAAGAAGGAAGGGAGAGAGAAGCCAUUAUAGACUGGGUGUAUCUUUUCUAUGUGGAGCCAUUUUGUAAGAACAGCAUUUUUUCAAACUGGGCCCGUACUGGUACGUGUGAAAUCAGUUUAGUUGGUUAUGACCAUAUUUUUAAAAAGAAAUAUCAGUAAUCACUAUAGUGUAAUUAUAUUGUUAUGUGAAACCCAUCUUAGAUACGUAUGUCUGUAUGUGCAAGAUUGUGAUAUAAAAUGCAUUUCUUACUGUGGUUAAAUAGUCAAAGAAGUUGGAGAACCAUUACUGGAAGGGGACAGAGGACUCCACGUGAGCUCUUCUGCCUUCCCUGAAUGAACUUCCACAACUUAAUGCUAGGACAUUUCAACCUUUUCUAAAAAUUAGAGUCGGAGAACAUCUUGGGGAGGAGAGGAAAAGGUAAAAGCGGCAAAGCAACACCCUCGCACCCCACCUCAAACCCCCCAUUCAGCUUGGGAAUGUUGUCAGAACCUUAAAUAUAAUUCAGCUCACCAUUCUGGAUAAGGACAGACUCUACCAAAGAAAAUGGGUAAUUACCCAGCUGUGAAACACGAAAACGUACUUUUACGGCUACACAUUCCUUUACAAACCACUGUGUACACUUCAGCCUCCCCGCCUUCUGCCCACCCAGCCGCCAUUUCUUUUCUCCAGGAGAGAAAGCUGCAUGUCUAAGUGGUCAUAGAUUGUUGAGUAUCAUACUUUCCUACCUCGUUAUUUGCGUGGUUUUAAUUGUGCCUUAACAGAACCCAUGCAAAGCCCGGCCAACUAGCGCUGCGCUGGACGAGUGGAGCAUCUUCCUUGGUGGCAGGCUUCCAGCCCAGCCCACCCCAGGCCAGGUGAUCGGCCGCCACAUCCCCUGCGACUGAAGAACCUACUCCUCCAUGGACUUGCCAAGAGCUGAGCGCCUUCGUUCCACACUGCAGCGCAGCCUCCGGGACUCCGAUGGGGAAAACGGUAAAAUCAAUGCCCUGGGAGAGGAGGUAAAUGAAGACGAGGAGGAGGAGGCAAGCCAGCAGUUCCUAGAGCAGCAGCCCCAGCCGGGGCUGCAGGUGGCGCGGCGGGGCGGGGGUGAGCUUCCCAGAGAGCACAACGAGGGCGGUGGCGGCCCGAACGACCCCUCGGACUUUGGCACCAAGUUCAGGAUACCGCCGAGGUAUGCGGCGGCCUCUGGAGACGCCCCGCAGCCGGCAAAGCCCCCCUACUCGUACAUCGCGCUCAUCACCAUGGCCAUCCUGCAGAGCCCACACAAGCGCCUCACGCUCAGCGGCAUCUGCGCCUUCAUCAGCGGCCGCUUCCCCUACUACCGCCGCAAGUUCCCGGCCUGGCAGAACAGCAUCCGCCACAACCUCUCGCUGAACGACUGCUUCGUCAAGAUCCCCCGCGAGCCGGGCCACCCAGGCAAGGGCAACUACUGGAGUCUGGACCCCGCCUCCCAGGACAUGUUCGACAAUGGCAGCUUUCUCCGGCGCAGGAAGCGUUUCAAGCGCCACCAACCGACCUCGAAAGCCCACCAACUACCCCACCCCUUCCCUCUACCCGCUGCUCCGGCCGCCCUGCACAACCCCCACCCGAGCCUUCUGCUUGGGGCCCCUGCUCCGCCGCAGCCUGUCCCGGGGGCCUACUCCACCGCCGCGCCCGGGAGACGCCCGUGCGCUCUGCUGCACCCGCAUCCUCUUCGCUACCUACUGCUCUCGGCCCCCGCCUAUGCAGAGGCACCGGGGAAAGCAGAAGGCGCGGACCUGGUGACCCCUGGCACCCUUCCGGCUCUGCAGCCCUCGCUAGGUCCCCAGCCUUGGGAGGAGGGCAAAGGUCCCGCGUCGCUACCAGGAGGUGGAUGCAUCUCUUUCAGCAUUGAGAGUAUUAUGCAAGGGGUCAGGGGCGGCGCUACAGGGGCUGCGCAGAGUUUGUCCCCGACCCCGUGGAGCUACUGCCACCUGCUGCAGCGCCCAUCAUGCCUGUUGCAUCCCCAGAGCGCUGCCCCUUUGCUGCACGUUUCCGCCGCCGCCGCUGCUCGGACAAUUUUGCAGCAACAGCAGCAGCAUCAGGAGGAGGACGUCUGCGCGGACGGCUGCGCUCCCACCAAGGGCGCGGUGCUGGGAGCGAACCUGUAGGCCGCUUCUGCGCUGCUUAGGUACCAGGCAGUGGCAGAGGGCUCUAGGCUGACUUCGCUGGCUGUCCCUUUGGGUGGAGAGGGGACUUCACCGGCUUUCUGAGUAGCACCCACGCCCAGUUCCCUGGCCAACUCCGCAGGGCGCUCCAAGAGCUAGGUUGGAGGGCGGAGCGACCCGCAGCUGCUCAUUCCACCUUGCGCGGCCCAAACUGGGCCUGUGCAUUUGAAUCGCGCUGCAGAGCAAACACAAACUUCUGUUCGCUGCAAAAUGAUUAGAAAGGAACAGCUGGAUUCCGUUCCUCUAAAGACCACCUGAACGUAAACUUCGGAGGGCGUCAAGUCAUCUUUUCUUGCCUUCAGUUGUGGUUUCCACGGAUUUCCCGAUUUGCACAUUUCCUGGGGAACUAUGAAAGUGAGUGGGGUAUUUUGUUCUGGUAUUAAAAGAAAAACAAGCAAGCAAACAAAGACACAGCCUCCGACGCCAAACAUGUUCCCCCUUCUUCACUUCCUUGGAACUGGAAAUAUUAUUCCGAAGUACAAAAUGCGUCCACCCUCUGUGUCUUCCUGAUAGGGAUGUGUAAUGUAAGUAGGAUGUUAAUUUCAGAACAUUGGUAUCUGUGUGACUGACGUGCCAUCUUUCAUGUUAAAAUUAAGGUAUUAAAAUUAAGCCUAGUUAUAUAGACGAAAUAAAAUGCUAAGUCACUACACUA